This is a messenger RNA of Colossoma macropomum (tambaqui), 3961 nucleotides long. RefSeq names its product SH3GL interacting endocytic adaptor 1b (gene sgip1b). The record is from RefSeq and is a predicted model, not a curated record. Gene Ontology annotation, molecular function: phospholipid binding. Bases 273 to 2852 code for a protein of 859 amino acids. NCBI's taxonomy places the organism in Eukaryota, Metazoa, Chordata, Actinopteri, Characiformes, Serrasalmidae. Gene Ontology annotation, biological process: cytoskeleton organization; regulation of endocytosis; plasma membrane tubulation. The transcript has 23 exons. Gene Ontology annotation, cellular component: plasma membrane; endosome; cytoplasm.
UGUUUUAACCGACCGCUAGACUGCGCUGUCCAAUAUGCCUCAGAUUUCGGAGCCGGGUGUGUUGUUUCCUCCAGCGGGAUAAACCUGCCCUAUCCCUCCCUCUCUGUCCUCAGCAUCCCCUUUCUGCACUGAGGAGGAAGGAGAAAAAGAAAAGAGAGAGAUAAAGACACGAAUUUAGGAUUAUGAACCGUCCUUUCACCGACCUCUGUCACCGUAACGGUAUCCCUCGUCCUCCUUGCUCCCGAAACACAGCGGAAUGAGAAGCUGCAACCAUGAUGGAAGGACUGAAGAAGCGUACCCGAAAGGCCUUCGGGUUACGCAAGAAAGAGAAGGACACUGACUCCACGGGCUCACCAGACAAAGACAAAUCAAAAAAGGCCAAUGGAGCUCCAAAUGGUUUCUAUGGAGAGAUAGACUGGGAUCGAUAUAAUUCCCCUGAUGUGGAUGAUGAGGGAUACAGCAUUAGGCCUGGAGAGCAAGGGGGGAUGACCCCCAGAACAAAAACUUUCUACUCAUCCAGCGAAUCGGAGGGUGAGGAUGAGCAUGGGAAGAAGUUUAAGAUUAAGAUCAAACCCUUAGCGCCGGACAAUGGUACCGUGCCCACCAUGGAUGAACUGAAAGCCUCUGUGGGCACCUUGGCCAUCUCCCCUUCCCCACUGAGGAGAAGUCCGAGGCGCAGUCCAUGUCAGCUGAAACGAAACACAUCAAGUGAGGACAUUGCCAGGCCUAGACGUUCCACUCCGACACCCACUCCAACCCCAGGGCCUGGUCCAGACACACCCAGCAAGAGGUUAUCAGACAAUGCUUCAGCUUUCUUUGGCCCUCCGUUUGAGACAAACUUCGAAGCACAGAAUUCAGAAGUCUUCAUAGUGGAGCCGGAGCUAUGGUGUCAGUCAACUCCACAGGCCACCUCCCCUUUGAACAGACCUUUCCCCACAGGAGCUCCACCUCCUCUUCCUCCAAAGAACAUUCCUGCCACUCCAUCAGCCUUCAGCUCCAGCUCUCUAGAAUCUUCUGGUUACUACAGUGUUGUUCCCAGCGUGAGAGGAGAGGGAUCAUCUUCUGCAUAUCGGGAUGUCCUGUUAUCCGACACCACAGGAGGGCCAGCCAUGCCUGACCUGGACAAUGUCUUCGGCCCUGCUGAAACCCCCAAAUCUGGAACGGAGAUGGUGCAGUCCAGCUGGGUCAGCUUCAGCGACGGAUCCCCUUCCAGGCCUCCGCCCCCUGAUGAACCUGCGCCUUCUCCACCUCUCUCAUCUUCCCCUGCGGACUCUCCCUCCACAUCACCCCUCAAUCUGCCUCCUCCAGACUCGCCCCCUCCCCCACUGCACCCAAUCCCACCCCCAGACUCUCCUCCGCCUCCACCCCCCUCCACUUCUCCGCCUCCAGACUCCCCCCUGGCACCACCCCCUGACGAGCCAGCCCCACCUCUGCCUUCCACCUUCCAGCUUCUAGAGCCUAGCAUCUCCCCCAGCACCCCUCUCACUCCAGCUAGCCCCGGCCUGCCUCCGCUACCUGCUGAACGAUCUGUAUACGGGCCUGUCCCGCCCCUACGAGAUGAAGCCAGGAGGACCCCAGACUCUGCAGGGCUCAGAGAGGAGCUCCUCGCUUACUCUGGUUCACCCAAAGAUCUUGGCCCUGGAGGCCUGCGAGGCACUCCACCCCCACUGCCCCCUCCCACAUACAGGAGCGUGGUGGCUUCUCCAGGACCUGGCAGUGGGCCUUCCUCGCCUGCACGUCCUGGCACGCCUCUCUCAGCGGGUAGUCCUAUACCACCACUUCCACCCCGACCGUCCUCACGACCUAAACUUCCACCUGGCAAACCAAAUGUUGGAGAACUGGCUCGGCCCUUCAGUCCCCCGAUUCACUCAUGGAGUCCUCCUCCUUUCGCUCCUCUGGCAAGAGCAGAGAGCACCUCCUCCAUCUCCUCUGUGACCUCCCUCAGUGCCGCCUCCACACCCACACUGGGCCGAGAGCUCAACCUGUCUGUCUCAGCUUGUUCCCGAGGGCCGAGUCCACUCACCAUGGGCCCACAGGACACGCUGCCCGUUGCAGCUGCCUUUACGGAGACCAUUAGCGCCUACUUCAAAGGAGCUGACCCCAGCAAGUGUGUGGUGAAGAUAACUGGAGAAAUGGUGCUGUCCUUCCCAGCAGGCAUAACGAGACACUUCUCCAAUCACCCCACUCCACCUGUCCUGACCUUUACCAUCAGCCGCUAUAGCCGGCUGGAGCAGGUCCUCCCCAACCCUCAGCUCCUCUGCUGUGACACCAUGCCAACUGUCUCCGACUGUAAGGAGUUUUGGGUGAAUAUGCCCAACCUGAUGACUCAUCUGAAGAAAGUGGCUGACCAGCGACCCCAAGCCACAUACUACAAUGUGGACAUGCUGAAAUAUCAGGUGUCGACGCAGGGCAUCCAAUCCACUCCACUGAACCUAGCAGUGAGCUGGCGUGGAGACACUAACAGUACAGACCUCAGGAUAGACUACAAAUACAACACAGAGGCCAUACCCAGCCCCAUGCCCCUCACCAACAUCCACUUCAUGGUGCCCGUGGAUGGUGGCGUGACGAAAGUGCAGGCCAUGCUGCCACCAGCCACUUGGAACCCGGAAACACAGAAGAUACUGUGGAAGAUAUCAGAACUCUCACAGAAAUCAGAAAAUGGAGGAGUGGGGGCGCUGCUGGGCCGUUUUCAGCUCUCAGAAGGCCCCAGUAAGCCGUCUCAGCUUGCUGUGCAGUUCACCAGUGAGGGCAGCACUCUCUCCGGCUGUGACUUUCAGCUAGUGGGAGCGGGCUAUAGACUCUCUCUGGUCAAGAAGAGGUUCUCUGCAGGUAAAUAUUUAGCAGACAACUGACACUGCUGUUUCAGUGACAGACAAAAUAAUGGCUUCUGGAAUGGAUUGAGGUGGAGGAGCGAGGACACUUUAAAUUUGCCACUGAAGAAACUUUUAAACCUGUUUUUAAUCCUUGAAGGACAAAAAAAAAUCCACGAUAGUUUCUUUUUCGGUGUAAGAUAUCAUCAGUGUGUUUGUGUGUAUGUGUGUAGUAGCAAAUAUUGUAUGUGUAUACAGUCAAUUUCAGGACAAAUGCAAUAUGCAAGAAGGCAGAGUUUCCUUUUUGAGUGGAAUGCACAUUGCCUCUGCCCCCAAAUCAAGCGUGUACAGACUGUGCACAGUCAGUGAUAUCCUAUACUGUUGAAACCAGGGUUUCCUUUAGCAGCAUAUUUUUUCUUGUUUUCUACAAAAAACAAUGCUCAUAAUAUAUGAUCUCUUUGAAAGGUGAUCCUGAGCUUGAAAUAAUUUCUGAUGGUGAGAAGAACGGUGGUAAUUAGGGGAGUAAUAUACGCAUAUGCACAUAUUUCCAGGUACAGUUUUCGAUUUUGAUUUUUGCUAUUUUUUAUAUUAAAGUCAAGAUUCUACAGAGCUGUAGUUCUAUACUACAUCGAUUGGUUUGGCUAAGACUGGUUUGGCCAGUCACUAACAAAAUAAGCCCCCAAAAUCACAACCCCUGCAAUUAUAAGCCAAUUCAGAAAAAAGCCCAGUAAUUUGAGUGUGGGAUGAUGUAUUACAUAAGCCCCGCCCACUUUAGACUGUUUCAGUCACCCAGAUGCCUAGUUUUGAUCAUUAUCAGUGGUUUCCACAAAAGAUGAUAAAUAAGAGACGUCUGGAAGAUACCAAGAGGCAUAUUUGCGAGACAGUUUUAAAUUUCUAAACACUGUUUCUGUUACUGUAUUGAAAUCUUUAUAUCGUUUGUGGUGAUGGAAUACCUGGUUACUUUGGGGAUAAUAUUCAUUUCCUGCAGACAGUAGUACACAAAGAUAUGGGUGCCUUAGCGCCAAGCACUUGGCGAUAUGGUGUUCAGCUGGAUUUGAGGGAACUCUCCAUUGAAAUACAGUGCAGUGCAAAUCUAAGAGACCACCCUCCAUUUAUUUAAUUUCUUGUCAAAACAGCCAUGAAGUAGACGU